GUGAAUUGUCUUAGCGAUUUAGCUUAGUGAAAGAAACGAGGAACUCAACAAUGCGUGAUAUUUUACUGGCGUCUUUCCUCAUAGCAGGAACCUGUCUUUGUGUGCGGUUGCCGGCAGAAGCUCCGGACUGGCCGAAAGACUGGCCCAGCGUGCUUCCCUUCCACGGACGCAUCAUCGGCGGACAGCCAGCCGCUGACGGGGAAUAUCCCAGCCAGGUGUCGCUGCAGGUGGACGGCGGCCAUUACUGCGGUGGAUCUGUCAUCAACGACCAGUGGGUCCUCACGGCCGCCCACUGCGUGGAGGGACUGACGGCGGCUGACAUGCAGGUCCUGGCGGGCAGCAACCAGCUGAGCGCGGGCGGCAGCCGCCACCAGGCGGUGCGCCUGCUGCCGCACCCCGCCUACAACAGCACCGACAACAUGAAGAACGACGUCGCCCUGGUCCAGGUAUCCCCGCUGUUUGAGCUGGAUGGCGUGAAGAUUAGUCCAGUCAACCUCCCGGAGCAAGGGGAAAGCACGCCAGACAACGUAAACGCCACGGUCAUAGGUUGGGGGCUCAUCUAUGGCCCCGAAGACCCGACAGCUUCCGACGUGCUGAUGGAGGUUCAGCUGCAGACGGUGAGCCUGGCGCGUUGCCGCGAGAUCUACAUCGCGCUCUGGGGCAACGGCACCGUCCACGACUCGCAGAUCUGCGCCGGAGUCCCCGACGGCGGCAAGGGAUCCUGCAACGGCGACUCUGGCGGCCCGCUGUUCGUGGAUGGAGAGGUGGUGGGCCUCGUGUCGUACGCAUACGGCUGUGCCCGUCGAGGCUACCCCACCAUCUACACCAGGGUCUCCUCCUACAUAGACUGGAUCUCCGGCAAUGUCAACUAGGCACGCCGCCCAAGUGGAUGUGGCUGGCGUCUGUGUCUCACUGCAAAAAAACAACGCAUAGGAAAAAAGUCGUCUUUCUUCUUAA
Molecule: messenger RNA, 957 nt
Organism: Schistocerca cancellata (South American locust)
Lineage: Eukaryota; Metazoa; Arthropoda; Insecta; Orthoptera; Acrididae
Product: mite allergen Der p 3-like
Exons: 7
Coding region: 51-872 (273 amino acids)
Biological process (GO): proteolysis
Molecular function (GO): serine-type endopeptidase activity
Source: RefSeq, a predicted model, not a curated record